This is a messenger RNA of Danio rerio (zebrafish), 2868 nucleotides long. RefSeq names its product glypican 3 (gene gpc3). Gene Ontology annotation, biological process: regulation of signal transduction. The record is from RefSeq and is marked validated. Lineage: Eukaryota; Metazoa; Chordata; Actinopteri; Cypriniformes; Danionidae. Gene Ontology annotation, cellular component: plasma membrane; extracellular matrix.
CGUCAGAACAAGAGUUCAAUAUACCGACCACUUCUGUAAUCGGUAAGAUCUGAAUGACGCUGAAAUCGUGUAAAUCUCGCUGUCACUCAUGCCUCAGGGAAGCGUGACCUUGAUUUGUGAGCAUGAAGUUUGUGUUUGUUAAUGAGGUAGAGAUGAAGAGCUCCACAGGACCCUCCUCACCCUCACUCCAGUGAUGCCGCCGCUCAGUCCAGUACAUCGCUUACUGCUCACUUCAAGCAACGCACACCGAGCCCGCUUUCUUCCUUUGUAAACAAACCUGUCAUCUGGAAGCCUUAUUUUCCGCCAAAUAUCUCUUGUUUUCAGCACAUUUGGAUUCAUGAUGCCUGGACUGAAGUUGUACGGUGCGCUGAUUUUGUGUGUCCUGGUGCUGCCGUUCUCCCGUCCGAGCAGUCAGGUGCUGGACUGUCGCGAAGUGCGCUCGUCCUUUCAGUUUUUGUACCCGGGGAUGAAAUGGACCCCAGAAACCCCAGUUUCAGGCUCAGAUCUGCAGGUGUGCCAGCCAAAAGGCCUGACUUGCUGUUCUCGCAAAAUGGAGGAGCGUUACCUGCUUAUUGCCAAACAGAAUAUGGAGUCUAGCCUUCAGGCCACCAGCGCUCAGCUCAAAGGGCUCAUCAUCCAGAAUGCUGCCCUCUUUCAAGAGGCUUUUGACAUGGUGCUUCGUCUGGGCCGUAAUUCCACUCUGAUGGUGUUACGCGAGGAGUUUCCUGGUUUGGGGGCUGGAGCCAGCGGAGCCGUCACGCAGUUAUUCCUGGAUAUGUCACUUUACAUUCUGGGCUCUGAUGCCAAUGUAAACGACAUGGUCUCCACCUUCUUCUCUCGCCUUUUCCCUCUCACCUACCGUCGACUUCUGGGCAAUGGGGCCGUGGCGGGCAUCUCUGAAGAAUGCCUCCGCGGGGCCUGGAAAGGGAGCUCUGCUUAUGGGUCAUUUCCCAAGAUGAUGAUGACCCGACUGUCCCGCUCACUCCUGGCCACUCGGGUCUUCCUGCAAGCGCUGAAUUUGGGCAUAGAAGUGGUCAACACCACUCAGCAUUUGCGGGCAGGUAGAGAUUGUGGGCGCUCACUUCUGAAACUGUGGUACUGCCCGCACUGUCAAAGCCUGCUGGAGGCCCGGCCGUGCCGUCCACUGUGUGUCAGCACCAUGGGAGCAUGUUUGGGGGGAACCACGGAGGUACAGCCUCAUUGGAGAGCAUAUGUGGAUGAACUGGGGUCACUCGCCGCUGCCAUGAAGGGGGAACAGGACAUCGAGGCUGUGGUGCUCCGACUGCAUGUCAUUAUCAGACAGGCUCUCAAACAAGCCGUGGCAAGCAAGAGCAAAGUCAGCGCCCAGGUGAGCGGAAUGUGCGUGCAUGCCCCCCCGCGGGUAUCCCGGGCCGUGCCGGUGUCUGCUGAACACACAUCUGCCUCGACCGUGAACCACAAUCGGCCUCCGAUGAACUUUGACCCUGAUGAGACGCUGUUUGGACGCCGCAGGGAGUUUAUCUCGGGUCUAAGGGGCUUCAGUCAGUUCUACAGUGGUCUCGGAGAAGCUUUGUGCAGCAAAGAGCCGACAUCGCUGAACAGCUCCCUCUGCUGGAACGGACAGGAGAUGACAGACAAGUUUCCUGGUCCAGGUCUGAAGAGAGUUCAUCCACAUGGCUCUGAAUCCAAACAAAAAACACCAGAACCCGUCAUCAGUCAGAUCAUCGACAAACUCAAGCACAUCAAUCAGCUUUUGCGGAUGGUGACAUUGCCUGAGAAGAGAUGGAGGGCUCGACAAGGGGGUGGCGGUGCGAGAAGAAACCCAUCCGGACCAGGUCAGACAGAUGAGGAUGAGGAGGGUCUAGAAAGUGGGGACUGUGAUGAUGAAGAUGAGUGUACUGGUGUUUCAGGACUCGGGCCGCCCCCGAGACGCAAACGACUGCGCAUCUUUGCAGAUUUGGCGGACAACUUGGCAAUUGACGACUUGACCCUCCACGAGUUGCUCCUGACCCCCAGACUGGCCACAGACGCACACGGUGGAUCAUCAAUACCUGGAGCAGCACAUGUUCCUACUGCAGCCUUCAUCUUCACCAUCACCAUCAUCAUCUUCAUAACACUGGGUCUUCAGUGAUUAAUUCUUCUUCAAAUCCAGAAACGCUACUGAUGCCCAUAUGUACAUAAAGCACCACGACUUUUUGGCCAAGGAUAAGAAUGUUUCCUCUUCUCAGCCUCAAGUCUUACUAUAUGAACCUCUUAUUUUCUAUAUUUUUGUGAGGAUCAUCGAAACGCUUAAACUGAAAACUCAUUCUCCAACCGCAUGACCAGCAUUAUUUCUACAUACAGAAAUCAUGUUGUUUCCCUCUGUGCUCGGAUGCCACACAACAGCCAUGUGUUUUACAUUGAGCAUCGCCUCCCCUCCGCUAUACACAUGCAGUUUUACACAAAGGCCAAAGCCUUCUGGAGGAAAAGGAGCUAAAUCGCUUUUUAAAAAGACAAAGAGGCUCAGCUUUUGUGAGUGAAUGGGCACACUUAAGGAGAAGGAAGCGUGACUGACAGAGACUGAGAAGAUGUUGAAGCUCGAGCGUCUCUCAUGCAUACACUGGAUUGAGCUUCUCCUCGACCACUCAUUUCCUGAGCAGUAAAUGACCCUUGGAGUGGAGGACAUCAAGGCUUCGGCAUGUCGUUGUGAAACACUCGACCCAGCUGCAGUUCAUUUACAGGAAAAGCGCUUUUAAACGGUUUUAUUAGAAUGCUGACUUUCCCUUUUCAGAAAUUGCGGUAUUUUAUAAUCGCUCUUUGAUUCCGUCACUCAUUAUCUCUCUUGCUUUUUCUGUCAUUCCCUCGUUUCUUGUAUUAUAAUCAUGUGAUUAAAGUGUCCUCUUAAUUCGA